This is a messenger RNA of Danio aesculapii, 1769 nucleotides long. RefSeq names its product cytokine inducible SH2-containing protein (gene cisha). The transcript has 3 exons. Gene Ontology annotation, cellular component: phosphatidylinositol 3-kinase complex. Bases 587 to 1225 code for a protein of 212 amino acids. NCBI's taxonomy places the organism in Eukaryota, Metazoa, Chordata, Actinopteri, Cypriniformes, Danionidae. Gene Ontology annotation, biological process: intracellular signal transduction; phosphatidylinositol phosphate biosynthetic process. Gene Ontology annotation, molecular function: 1-phosphatidylinositol-3-kinase regulator activity. The record is from RefSeq and is a predicted model, not a curated record.
GUCAGCCGUGCAGCCAGUUUCACGAGAAUCGCCGUUUUCGUCCUCGAACGUCAAUCACAAGCAUCAGGAAGCAAUUACCGACAAUAAAACUCCCAAAUUAGUCAUUGCAGGCUCAUUCCAGCGCCAGUUUGUUACUCACGAGACCGCCGUAUGCUCGACAGAGAGAGAGAGAGAGGGCAUCGAUUCUGUGGCUUUCGCAGAGGCGCGCUGCCGAUGUCGUCACAGGCGCUAAACACGGGGAGAUUCUCAGAAAAGCAAUCCCGAGAAGUCAGACAAACUGAACAAGGCAAACCCUGCAGUGCUCAGUUUGUCGUUCAGUUUUAGGGCACGAGCUAAACAGAAACGCCGCUCGUUUUCGAGAAGCAUGUCCGCGUUAUCAACUCGAGCAGUUUGUUAAACAAAUUGGCGGACGGGUCGCGCGCACUUGUGUGACAGCCAGAGACAGAAUUACUGACCCAGUGUCCGGACGCUCCUCACCGCCACCGAGAUCCAGGAACAGCGGUUGUUUUUACAAGCCCGAGAGGAAAAUCUCAGCAUCAAAGAAACUUUAAGGAAUCCGGCAGAUUUCAGACCGGACAUCUUCAUUAUGAUAUUGUGCGUUGAAGGCCCCAGCCCGAGAGCUCUUUUGCCUUUCUCUUCACCGAGACGCAUUGACGAACCUUUUCUCACCAUAGAGGACGCUAGCAAAGAUUACAGGGCCCUCACCCUCAACUACUCCUAUCUGGAUGCCUCAGGUUGGUACUGGGGUGGCAUCUCUGCCAGUGAGGCCCACUCCGUUCUAAAGGGGGCAUCGGAGGGCACUUUCUUGAUACGGGACAGCAGCCACCCUGACUACAUGUUGACCCUGUCGGUUAAAACUGUUCGCGGGCCCACAAACGUCCGCAUCGAGUACAGUCAAUGUAGUUUCAGUCUGGACUCCAGCUCUCCAGCCAGAUCUCACCUGCAGUCCUUCCCCGACGUCCACAGCCUCGUGCAGCACUACGUGGGCUCCAAGAGCGAAAAACAUGAAGAGAAGAUGGAGGAGGCCCAUCACGUCAUUUCAUCGGCACCCAAGGAAUGCUCAGUACUGCUAAAACUCAAAAAACCAAUCCAUUGUCCUCAAGGCUUUCCUUCUUUGAAGCAUCUCACUCGCUUGGUCAUCAACAAACACACCAGCAGCACAGAAAUGCUGCCUCUGCCCAAUCCGUUGCUUUAUUAUCUGCAGAAUUAUCCCUUUCAGCUCUGACGAUGCCAUUGAAAUUGCACAGAAUGGCCAAUCGUGAGAUGUUUUGAAGUAAAUGCACAACCCUAACAGUUGGGUCUUGAAGAAGCAGUGUUAACCACUUGAAGAAAGAGAGACUCUUUGUUUUUUCUUUGACGGUCAGCAAGUCUAUCCUGAGAGACGAGUCUGUUUUUUCCAGAAACUGAAGUCAUGAUUUUAACCGUCGUGUCAUGCUGUUAAAAGCACGGCAGGUUAAACUUACAAGCUUGGGGUCUGAAGGGUGAAUCGGGGAAAUUUCUGAGGCCACUUUAGGAACGGUUGGAAAUACGAACACCAGCUUGUCUGAAGCACAUUCGUAACUUAGCUGGAUCUCCAGAAAGGUGAGAUUUAGUCACUGCGCUGCCUUGACUGGAAGUGGUCCUUUCCUCGGAAGUGAAAUGCGGUGAAAUGUUUUUGACUAUUUUAAUCAAGAUUUACAUCUUUCUUUUCUAUUCCCACGAUGUGGAGUUUGUAUGUAUUUAUGGAUGCAAGAUCCUUUGGUUUUUUGUAAUAAAAGGUGACAAUCAAA